This is a messenger RNA of Alosa alosa (allis shad), 2257 nucleotides long. RefSeq names its product E3 ubiquitin-protein ligase TRIM11-like. Bases 77 to 1684 code for a protein of 535 amino acids. The transcript has 6 exons. Gene Ontology annotation, molecular function: protein binding. The record is from RefSeq and is a predicted model, not a curated record. Lineage: Eukaryota; Metazoa; Chordata; Actinopteri; Clupeiformes; Clupeidae.
UGUAUAAGAGGUAGAGAGAGAGAAUGCUUUUGUGUCUUAGAGAGUGUGUGUGUAUGUUCUACAUCAGCCUGUGAAUAUGGCGGACGCGUUUCUGAAGGAGCAAGACUCGUUCUUUUGUCCCAUCUGUCUGGACCUGCUGAGGGACCCGGUGGCCAUUCCCUGUGGACACAACUACUGCAUGGGCUGCAUCAGCAGCUACUGGAACCAGGAUGAGCAGAGAGGCUGCUACAGCUGCCCCCAGUGCAGACAGACGUCCCCACAGAGACCUGUGCUCAACAAGAACCCCCUGAUCGCUCAGCUGGUGGACAGGGUGAGGGCCAAACUGACAGCAGCUUCAUCCGCCCACCGUUGCUUUCAUCCUGGACACGUAAAGUGUGAGUUUCGCUCUGGGGACAAGCGCAGGUCUGUCAGACGCUGUGCAGCAGAUGCAAGCUCAUCAGACUCUGCAUCUGGUUGCUGCGCGUCUGGAGAAGUUAGACCAGAAGGUCAACAUGAGGGGCUGGAUGCAGUGGAGCAGCUGAGAGACAUCUGCUCUCACAGCCAGAAGCUUCUGGACAUGUUCUGUCACUCCCAGCAGCAGUGUCUCUGCUAUCCGAGUUCAACGGACGAACACACAGGCCUCCAGGUAGGAACGACGACUGCAGAGACGACAGGUAAACAGAGGCACUUCCAUAAAUACCAUGCCAAAUCCCAUCAGAGGAUCCAGGAGAGAGAGAAGGAGCUGCAGGAGCUGAGGAAGGCUGUAGAGACUCUCAAGCUAUCUGCCCAGGCAGCUGUGGAGAAGAGUGAAAGGAUCUACAGUGACCUCCUGCGCUCCAUAGAGAGGAGAGCUGAGGAGAAGGCCAAGCUGCAGCAGGCUGAGGAGCUCCUGAGGAGGCUGCAGGAGGAGAUCGAGGUGCUGAGGAAGGAGCCUCGUCUGGGCCAGCGCUCCCUCUCACACCACACAACACACCUCCCUCAGAGUUCUCAGUCUGUGUGUGACCCUCGUGGAAGUAAAGGUGCUCCCACCAUCAUGGUCAACCAGCACUUUGCCUUUGAUGAGGUGAAGCAGUCUGUCACUGACCUGAGAGAAAGACUGGACAACUUUUUGAUCAAAGUUCAGAGUGUUCUGCCUCCUGAACCUGAGACCAGAGAUGAGUUCUUGCAAUACUCCCGUCCUCUAACUUUGGACCCAAACACGGUGCACAGGGAGCUCUGCCUGUCUGAGGGCAACAGGAGGGUGACGCACUGUGAUGAGUACCAGUCCUACCCCUCCCACCCCGAGCGCUUCGACGGCUGGGAGCAGGUGCUGUGCAGAGAGGGGGCGUCUGGACGCUGCUACUGGGAGGUGGAGUGGAGCGGGGAGGAGGUCUCCAUCGCCGUCUCCUACAAAGACAUCAGCAGGAAGGGACACGGCCAUGAGUGUGGCUUUGGGAGCAACGACCAGUCCUGGAGUCUGGACUGCUCCAAGUCUGCUUUGUCCUUCAGACACGAUAACAAGGAGACAGAACUUCCUCGAGCACCCAGCUCCUACAGAAUAGGAGUGUAUGUGGAUCACAGGGCAGGAACUCUGGCCUUUUACAGUAUGUCUGACACAAUAACCCUCCUGCACAGAGUCCAGACCACAUUCAUUCACACACUCUACCCUGGGUUUUGGCUUGGGUUUAAUUUUCAUCAUGGUCAGUCAUCAGUCAAACUCCUCUGAACCACAGCUCAGACUAAUAAAACAUAAGGGAUGUGUGUAGUAACUCAGUGAACAACAGACAACCAGACAGAUGCUGAUGCUGGUUUGUCACAAAUCUGGCCCUGAUCAAAACGGUUGCCAAAUAUCAGCACACCCAGGACCACAUGUUUUUCAGAACACCAUUAAAUCAGUCUCAGGAAAGGCUCAUCAGACAUCGUAAUCAAAUGCUUUAAUAGUUAAUAUAUCCCAGAACUUUACUCUUACAUGUGCUAGCACAGUAAAAUACUCUCAAUACAAAGAUGUGCACACACACACACACACGCGCGCACACACACGCAAACACACACACACACACAAAAACACACUUUCAGAGGUGGAUCAGUCAUACUGUGUGUCCUGCAAUAAUGUUACGAAAUAAAAUGUACCUACUAUAAAACUUACAUUUGCAAAAUAGUACCAGUUAUUCACAAAAAAUAAAUAAAAAACCUGAUGCACAACAUUUUAAAACAAUUCAUUUAAGUAUUUUAAUGUGCCAAAUAGCUACAUGCAUGCAAUGACAACGGUAACAUUAAAGCCAGCCAUUGUCAAGUUUUA